UCCGACCCCCAGCCGCUGAGCUCUGGGUAGAGAGAUUGCCAAGAAAAAGGAGAUGGAGCAGGGAGCAGACGGAUCGCGGAGACGGGCAGGCUCCCGGUUCCGGCUGCCCUUCCUCUUCCCUUGGCGAUCACCGCCAGGCUCUUCCAAGUUCCCGACACCCGCCGCCCCGGAGAAUUCCGGGAACCCCAAACUCGCUUCCUCUUCUCAGCCCGAGGUUCGGACCAGCUACUGGAUGAAGCUGCUUUCCCAGCUCUUUACGCCGCUUCCCAGCUUGUUUCAGAAGCUGCUGAUUUGGAGCCAGCUUUUCGGUGGGCUCAUUCCUACCAGAUGGCUGGAGUUGGCUGCAGGCUAUAGCGCCCUGAGGGGACGGGACGGACCUGCCGCCCCCACCGCCCAGAAAUCUGUAAGUUCGCUGCGGCUCGACCUCUCGGACGACUCGGCUGCCAGCCACCUUGAUUGGGUAGAGGAGGGGAUCCAUUGGCAGUGCUUGUCCCCAGAUGUAGAAUUGGCACUUAAAGCCAAAGGACGUGCUUUGUACCCUGCGGCACACGCUUUCCUCUUAGAGCAGCAGCUGUGGAGAGUGGAGCUGUUGACGAGUAGCCUUCAAGCCCAGCUCUUCUCCGACCAGGAACUUGGCUCUUCGCCCUCAGAGGCUCUCAACAUUCAGCGCCUAAGCAACUUCGACGUAGUCUCCUGUUUGCUGAAGCCCUCCUACCUGGACUGCCUUCCCCAGGUAGAGCUCAGUUAUCAGAACAGCGUGGGAAGUGGCGAGCUCGUGGAUUGCCAGACUCUGACUCCAGAGAGCAGCUGCCUGAUUGAUGAGCAUUGUCACCCCCAGCCACUGAAUGCAGAGGUCACUGGAGCCUCGUGGCAGGGAUGCCCACCUCUUUCUACCGAAGGCCUGCCUGAAAUCCACCAUCUUCGCAUGAAACGGCUGGAGUUCCUGCAGCAGGCUAACAGAGGGCAAACAUUACCCACCCCUGACCAAGAUCAUGGCUAUCACAGCCUGGAGGAGGAGCACAGCCUUCUUCGAAUUGAUCCACAACACUGCAGAGAGAACCCAGCACAGUUUGUUUCCUCUGUGGAAGCCAUUCCUGGAACCUGCCAGGAAGUCCCUGAGGAAAACAUAGAAUUGUUGACUAAAGAGGUUCCACUUGCUCUGGAAAAACAGGGCCCUUUGGGAAACUGUCCAUCUUGUGAGAUAUCUGUGGAUAAAGAGCCUGGAGAGGACCAAGUUAGUGGGGUUAACUACUCAAUCAUAGAAGAUGACCUUCCCAUGUCUGCCAGACCAGCCUGUAGCAACAAGUUGAUAGGUUACAUUUUGGGAGGUGGGUCCAGUGACCUGGAGUCAAGUUCUGAUUCUGAAGGUGAGGAUUGGGAUGAGGAUGUGGAGGAUGAUGGUUUUGACAGUGAUAGCUCUCUUUCAGAGUCAGACCUUGAACAAGACACUGAAGGGCUUCACCUUUGGAACUCUUUCUACAGUGUAGAUCCUUACAAUCCCCAGAACUUUACAGCAGCGAUUCAGACUGCGGCCAGCAUUGGCCCUGGAGGGCCCUCUGAUUCAGAGAACGAUUUGUCCGACAAAUCUGAUCUAGAGGAUUCUCCCCAGACUAGAAGCCCUCCUGAGUCUCCUGACCAGAGUUCUGGAGAGGAAGAUGACUGGGAAUCUAGUGCAGAUGAGGCCGAGAGUCUCCAACUGUGGAACUCUUUUUGUAACUCUGAUGACCCCUACAACCUUUUGAAUUUUAAGGCUCCCUUUCAGACAUCAGGGAAAAACUGGAAAGGCCAUCGUGACUCAGAGAGACCAUCUGAGUCCUUUGUGGCCAUUUCUGAGUGUCACACCUUACUUUCUUGUAAAGUGCAGCAGUUAGGGAGCCAAGGAAAUGACUGUCCAGACCUGGUACACUGCCAGUUUCUUUCUGGGGAAAGACACAGGCUUAUCAAAAGAAAAAAGGUAACCUUUCUUGAAGAAGUUACUGAGUAUUAUAUAAGUGGUGAUGAGGAUCGUAAAGGACCCUGGGAGGAACUUGCGCGUGAUGGAUGCAGGUUCCAGAAACGAAUUCAAGAAACCGAAGAUGCUAUUGGAUAUUGCUUGACAUUUGAGCACAGAGAAAGAAUGUUUAAUAGACUCCAAGAAACAUGCUUCAAAGGACUUAACAAGCAAUGUUAAGGCUCCCUAAUCUCACCAGGGAAAGAUGGGGAAACCAAUUUGUGAAAAGUGGGCUGCUUGACGCGUGGGGAGGAUACCCCAGUGGUCUAACGGGAUUGAAAGUCUAGAAAACUGAACUACAAGGUAAGGACCUUUGGAGCAAUUUUUCAGAUUUUGUUCAUUUUAAUCUCUUACCCUUCCCUUUAUGUCAGUACCAUCCUUCUCUUCUAGUUUCUCCCUUUCUUUUUUGUCAAAUAUUUUAUUUUCACUGCUGUUUUGUAGAUUCUUACCUAGAAGGAUGAGGACCUUCAUAGCGGAAGAACAGCACAACUGCCGGAGAUGUGUGUCCAUUGGAGAUAGUAUCCACCAAGAAAACGGAAGGACCUCACAGAGUUCUCAAUGCUCUUGAGAACUUACUGCACAUUUUCCCACCAAAAUGUUGGGUAAAUAUUUACGCUCUGAGAUGGAAUUCAUUUUUAGAAACAUCCCAAAGACAUUCAGGGUCAAAGAAAGAAGUGAUUAAGCUGCAUAAUGCUGCUUUGAGUUCAGCCUGCUUUUCUUAACUGAGUGCAUGCAUUGGCUCUGAAGGCAAAAACCAAAGAGGAGUCCCAAUGGAGUUUUCAAAGAGACUCAUCUGGAUAUAUGUUCUGAAAUAGUUGUUUUUAAAAACAAAUUUCAUCAUGAGAAGGCUAGCUUGUCUUUGGAUGUCAAAUGUGAUUUCCAAGAGUCCUUUCACCACCCUAUUUAAUGACCCCUCAGUUCCUCCUUUUCCUCUCACACUACCUUUUCAAGUUAUGUUCACUUCUGACCUCAUCUUGUUAACGUUUUUACUUCUUCCUUCUCUGCCCCCACCCUCACUAGUCUGUAAGCUCCAUGAGAGCAGGGACUUGGUUGUGUAGUCUGUGAGCCCAGAGCCUAGAACUGUGCCUGGCACAUUAUAGAUAGUCAAUAACUAUUUCUUGAUGAGUUGAUGACUUUCUUAAAGCCAUCUCUCAUGUAGUCUUUCCUGAACUUUCAUCAACACAGCCACGUCAGAUCAGAAACAAACGUGCCACAAACCAUAGAUGAUGUAGAAUCAGGGAACUGAAAGGUCCUUAGAGAGAAGCUGAAGGUAAGCUUUAAGUCUGUAGAAUGUAAUUACAGCUUUCAAUUUGACUAGGGAUACCACAGUAAUUACAGUGUCAUUGAUAAGGUGCAUAUUAAUAAUGUCAAUUUAGUAUGUGAGCAAAUCAGCUGAGAACUUUCUCUUCCAGAAUUACUAUUUUGUUUAGGAGUACCAGGGUAGUCUUCCCCCCACACCAGGGGUUUAAGUUCUGCCUACCCCUUUUUGGCAGAAGGUUGGCUUUGAGUUUCUUAGAAAUGCUCUGUUGAAUCCACCAGAUGGCGUUACUUGUCUGAUGGCUAUCGCUCCUUUGGAGGACAUUCCUUCCGUGUAUAAACAAGCUGGGAAACGGUGCUGCCCUGCCCUUUCUAGGCUUGCCUGGCCCGUUGUGACUCCACCUUUCUGUGAUAACUAUCCGUUAGUGGAAGGUGUCCCUUGUGGGAGAACCAAGAUUUGUAUUUGAACACAAACAAAUGAACUGAUUCUUCCUGAUGUAUACAAAGGGAGAAUGAAAUGAGUAAUUAGAGGUGAGAUCUAAGAGACUGACGUAAGGGGGUUUUUGUGUGCUGUGGAGUGGGUUCUGACUUAUAGCGACCCUACUGGACAGUGCCUCAUAGGGUUUCCUAAGCUAUAAUCUUUAUGGAUGCAGAUCUCCAGGUCUUUUCUCCUGAGAAGCCGCUGGUGGGUUUGAACCGCUGAUCUUUCGGUUAGCAGCCAAGUUCUUAACCAUUGUGCCACCAGGGCUCCUUGAUGUAAGAAUAUUUGCUGGGUUUUUUGUAUUAGGAUUUUUCCAAUCAGUGCUUCAUGUCACUUAACUAUUUGUCUGGUAUUCAGCUUUCUGCAUUCCUAUGCAUCAGGGCAGUCAUUCUCGGUGGGAGGAGGGGAAGGGUGCCACAUUGCUCCUGGUGUGGAGAGUCACUGUACUGGAUAAGAGAGUUUUACACAUGACUAGCCUGGAUGGUGGAAAAAAACCUCAGGAAAUUAUUGGGCUCAGUUUCCUUCUUAGAGCUAGUUGCCACAGCCAGGUAGCUAUCCAGGACUAGUUUUUGGUAGGUUAGUAUUGGCUCCAAAUGAACUGAAACAGUAAACUUAGGUGAGGAGCUACCUACCCCUGGGCCACUUCCUGGUGUGCAAAAUGGAAGGCCAUUGUAUGUUUGCAUCUAAUUUCCCUCUGUCUGAACCAAAAGGUUGAUAGUUCAGAUCCACCAGCCAUUCCUUGGAAACCCUUGGAUGGGUUUUUU
Molecule: messenger RNA, 4492 nt
Organism: Trichechus manatus latirostris (Florida manatee)
Lineage: Eukaryota; Metazoa; Chordata; Mammalia; Sirenia; Trichechidae
Gene: PPP1R15B
Product: protein phosphatase 1 regulatory subunit 15B
Exons: 3
Coding region: 53-2170 (705 amino acids)
Biological process (GO): response to endoplasmic reticulum stress
Cellular component (GO): endoplasmic reticulum; protein phosphatase type 1 complex
Molecular function (GO): protein phosphatase regulator activity
Source: RefSeq, a predicted model, not a curated record